UUUCUCCAAUUUUCUCCUUUCUCAUAAACCAAAGAAAUUCGUAGUAAAAUGGAACAUACAUCAAUGGGAGCUUUUUUCGAUGGCGAAAUCGAGUCUUUAUGCAACAUUUUCUCAAUGGAUGAACCCAAUUUUGGAGCUGAGUUUUUUGGUCAUUCCGUUUCCUCAUUUGUUUCCCCAUGUACUAAUGAUAAUAAUGAUUUUUUUUACUACGAUUCUUCAAAUUGUUUACCCCCUUUUUACCAAAAUAACUUACCAUACCAUCAUAGUGAUAAUUCUAGUGAUACAACUAGCUAUAGCUUCCCUUCACAAACUACAAGUAGUUGUCAAAAGUCCCACUUUUCAUUACCACAUAAUGCAUGUUUUCCCAUGAACAACAUCUCUAUGAUAGAGCAAGGAAAUCUUUCCCUUUUCACUUCGCCUUUUCCUACUACCCCUGUAAAUGUAGAUGGUUCACAAGUAGGCUUCGUAGAAGAUAGUGAAUCUGACAAUAAUCUUACAUCACCACAAAAUGAUUCAGAAGUUGAGCUCAAGAGGAAGCAUACUACAUUAGAAUUAGAAGCUGAAGAGAAGCUAAAGGCUGCACCUAAGAAAAAAGUUCGAGUUUCUAAAGAUGUAAGUAGCAAUUCUUCAACCACGAGUUCAUUCAUCAUAGACUCAACAGUAUGGUACAAUCCCUCACAUUUCCUACAUAAUGUACAUGCUCUACACAUGAGCAAUUGA
Beta vulgaris subsp. vulgaris (sugar beet) is the source of this 720-nucleotide messenger RNA. RefSeq lists its product as uncharacterized. Lineage: Eukaryota; Viridiplantae; Streptophyta; Magnoliopsida; Caryophyllales; Amaranthaceae. The transcript has a single exon. Bases 49 to 720 code for a protein of 223 amino acids. The record is from RefSeq and is a predicted model, not a curated record.